CAACCAUCCCACACUGCAAAACAAACAGAGUUGAAGAAGAGUGCAGGAGGAAGAUGGAAGCAUACAAAAGAUUUGUGAUAUUGGCGCUGGUCCUGGUUGUAGCGGUGGUGGCAAAUGGGCAGGGCAGCAUAUGCCGCAUGACCCAAGAUGGGUUGACAGCCUGCAAGCCAUCCGUGAGUGGGCAGAGCCCACUCCCGCCUUCGCCCGCUUGCUGUGCGGCCAUUUCCAAGGCAGACUUGCCAUGUCUCUGCUCCUUCAAGAACUCCGCGCUCUUGCCCUACCUGGGAAUAGACCCGAACAUGGCCACGCAGCUCCCGGCCAAGUGCAAUAUCGUCACCUCAACCCACUGCUGAAACCUUGCAUGAAUGAAUAAUUUGUUCGUGGAAUUAUCAUUUGACUUUGUGUUUAGGAUGCUGUUUUUCUUCUUGUACGUUCUGUGUUGUUUUUACUUUGCGUUUGUUGCAUGUGUGCCCUACGUUUUGUAUUACCGUGUAAUAUUACAAGUCCGGUGACUUCACAAAUGUUACUGCUUGGUUUCUUAGUAAUAUUGCUUUUUAAUUUCCAAA
This is a messenger RNA of Vitis vinifera (wine grape), 566 nucleotides long. RefSeq names its product putative lipid-transfer protein DIR1. Gene Ontology annotation, biological process: systemic acquired resistance. Bases 54 to 353 code for a protein of 99 amino acids. The transcript has a single exon. Gene Ontology annotation, molecular function: fatty acid binding. The record is from RefSeq and is a predicted model, not a curated record. NCBI's taxonomy places the organism in Eukaryota, Viridiplantae, Streptophyta, Magnoliopsida, Vitales, Vitaceae.